AUGGCGACCGAACAUCGCUUGCCCACGCGCGAACGCCGCCCCUCGACCGGAGCUCCCAUUGUCGACAUCCAGGGCCCCGUGGGCCCGGCCGGCAUCUCGCGCCCCAAGCACAAGAGGACCUUUACCGGCUUCGGGCCCGGCGAGAUCAAGAGCGUCGAGGCCUCCAUCCCCGAGCCCCAGCGCGCAGCAUGGUCCAGGAACCAGAUCCAGAGCUUCACCGACAAGGAUGGCUUCGAGAAGGAGGUGGUACGCCACGUCGAGACCACCCUUGCUCGGAGCAUGUUCAACUGUGACGAGUCGGCCGCUUACUCGGCCACCAGCCUUGCCUUUCGCGAUCGCCUCAUCAAGGACUGGAACAAGACCCAGCAGCGCCAGACCUACCGGGACACCAAGCGCGUCUACUACCUCAGUCUCGAGUUCUUGAUGGGCCGCGCCCUUGACAAUGCCAUGCUCAAUGUCGGGCUCAAGGACGCUGCCAAGGGCGGCCUUGCUGACCUCGGCUUCCGAAUCGAGGACAUCAUCGGUCAGGAGCACGACGCCGCCCUCGGCAACGGCGGUUUGGGCCGACUGGCUGCUUGCUUCCUCGACAGCCUAGCCUCUCUCAACUACCCCGCCUGGGGCUAUGGCCUUCGCUACCGAUACGGUAUCUUCAAGCAGGAGAUUAUUGACGGAUACCAGGUCGAGGUUCCCGACUACUGGUUGGACUUUAACCCCUGGGAGUUUCCCCGCCACGACGUGACGGUUGAUAUUCAAUUCUUUGGCCACGUCAGCAAGACGACCAAGGAUGACGGCAAGACGGCGGCAAUCUGGGAAGGCGGCGAGAUUGUCCAGGCCGUGGCCUACGACGUCCCCAUCCCCGGCUACGACACCCCGACCACCAACAACCUUCGACUGUGGUCUAGCAAGGCGUCGGGCGGCGAAUUCGACUUUCAAAAGUUCAACAACGGCGACUACGAGAGCUCCGUCGCCGAGCAGCAGCGCGCCGAGACCAUCAGCGCCGUCUUGUACCCCAACGACAACCUGGAGCGGGGCAAGGAGCUCCGCCUGAAGCAGCAGUACUUCUGGGUGGCCGCCUCCCUCUACGACAUUGUGCGCCGCUUCAAGAAGUCGAAGCGCGGUUGGAACGAGUUUGCGGACCAGGUGGCCAUCCAGCUCAACGACACGCACCCGACGCUGGCCAUUGUCGAGCUGCAGCGCAUCCUCCUCGACAUCGAGGGUCUUGAGUGGGAUGUCGCGUGGGACAUUGUGACCAAGACGUUUGGCUACACGAACCACACGGUGCUCCCGGAAGCCCUAGAGAAGUGGCCCGUCGGCCUGGUCCAAUACCUCCUUCCCAGACAUCUCCAGAUCAUCUACGACAUCAACCUCUACUUCCUGCAAACCGUGGAAAAGGCAUUCCCCAAGGACAGGGACAUGCUCACCAGGGUCUCCAUCAUUGAGGAGUCGCAGCCCAAGAUGGUGCGCAUGGCUCACCUGGCCAUUGUGGGCUCCCACAAGGUCAACGGCGUGGCCGAGCUGCACUCGGACCUGAUCAAGACAACUAUCUUCAAGGACUUUGUGGAGGUUUACGGCCCGGACAAGUUCACAAACGUGACAAACGGCAUCACGCCCCGGCGAUGGCUGCACCAGGCGAACCCGCGCCUGUCGGAGCUGAUUGCGUCCAAGUGCGGCGGCAACGGCUUCCUCAAGGACCUGACGCAGCUCAACCGGCUCGAAGCCCACGCCAAGGACGCCGCUUUCCGGCGCGAGUGGGCCGAGAUCAAGUACGCCAACAAGGUGCGCCUGGCCAAACACAUCAAGAACGUGACGGGCGUGACGGUCAACCCGGCGGCGCUCUUUGACGUGCAGGUCAAGCGAAUCCACGAGUACAAGAGGCAGCAGCUCAACAUCUUUGGCGUCAUCCAUCGCUACCUGACGCUCAAGGGCAUGAGCGUCGAGGAGCGCAAGAAGCAGCUCCCGCGCGUGUCCGUCUUUGGCGGCAAGGCUGCGCCGGGCUACUGGAUGGCCAAGCAGAUCAUCCACCUCAUCAACGCGGUGGGGUCCGUGAUCAACAAGGACGAGGAGAUUGGCGACCUGCUCAAGGUCAUCUUCCUCGAGGACUACAACGUCAGCAAGGCAGAGAUGAUUUGCCCCGCGUCCGACUUGAGCGAGCACAUUUCCACUGCCGGGACAGAGGCAUCGGGCACGAGCAACAUGAAGUUUGUCCUCAACGGCGGGCUCAUCAUCGGCACCUGCGACGGCGCCAAUAUUGAAAUCACGCGGGAGAUUGGGGAGAGCAACAUCUUCCUUUUUGGAAACCUGGCCGAGGACGUCGAGGACCUCCGGCACGCGCACAAUUACGGGAGCCAUAGCAUCGACAGCGACCUGGAAAAGGUGUUUGGCACGAUUGAGUCGGGAACGUUUGGCACGCCGCACGACUUCAGCGCCAUGAUAGCGGCGGUGCGACACCACGGGGACUACUACCUGGUGUCGGACGACUUCCACAGCUACAUGGAGACGCACCGGCUGGUGGACGAGUCGUACCGCAACCAAGACGAGUGGGUGUCCAAGUGCAUCACGUCGGUGGCGCGGAUGGGCUUCUUCAGCAGCGACCGGUGCAUCAACGAGUACGCCGACGGCAUCUGGAACGUGGAGCCGCUGGUGGUGCAGGAGUAG
Messenger RNA from Hirsutella rhossiliensis, 2655 nucleotides. Its product is annotated as carbohydrate phosphorylase domain-containing protein. The record is from RefSeq and is a predicted model, not a curated record. Gene Ontology annotation, molecular function: pyridoxal phosphate binding; glycogen phosphorylase activity. The transcript has 7 exons. Lineage: Eukaryota; Fungi; Ascomycota; Sordariomycetes; Hypocreales; Ophiocordycipitaceae. Gene Ontology annotation, cellular component: cytoplasm. Gene Ontology annotation, biological process: glycogen catabolic process. The coding region runs from base 1 to 2655 and encodes 884 amino acids.